AAAAUAAUAAAAGUUCAUGGAAAUUUCUCGUGCCUUUCUUUUAAUUAUUAUUAUUAUUAUUAUUAUUAUAAAGAAGAACCAUGCAUGGAUUAUUUACGAUUUCAAGCACUUUCUUUCAAACCCAUCAAAAGCAAACUGAUUAAGAUUCAAACAGAAAUGAGGUUUUUAAGAUUUAUAUUUUCCUAUGUAUACAUUAUUCUUGUACAUCUAGCUAUUCUUACCAUGCAGCAAAAUUUCAGGCUGCGUCGGUCCUGUUCUAACAUAGGAAACUACACAGCUAAUAGCACCUACCAAAGGAACCUCAACGACCUGCUAUCUUCCCUUGCAUCUAACACUGCAAUUGACUAUGGCUUUUACAAUCUCUCUUGGGGUCAAAUUCCUGAUCAAGUGAAUGCAAUUGCACUUUGUAGGGGCGAUGUUCCGUCACGCACUUGUAGAGAGUGCGUUAGUAACUCUACCCGUGAUAUCUUGCGGACUUGUCCCAUUCAGAAGGAGGCAAUUGAAAUUUAUGAUUACUGUAUGCUGAGAUUCUCUAACAAAUCCAUAUUCGGAGUCGUGGAAGGAAACCCAACUUUCUAUAUGCGGAAUAGGAACACUGUAAUCGAUGUAAAUCCUUACAACCAAGCAUUGGAUACGUUGUUUGCGACACUUAGAAGCAGAGCUACGUCAGGAAACUCUACCCUAAAAUUUGCAACAGGAAACAUAGCUGCGGGUAUUCGUACAAUACACGCACUUGUGCAAUGCACUCCGGAUCUGUCUAAGCAGCAGUGCAAUGAUUGCUUGGUGAAUGCUAUCGGGGAGAUUCCAAAUGCUAGUGCUGACAGGGAAGGCGGGAGAGUACUGAAACCAAGCUGCAAUGUCAGGUAUGAGACCUAUCGUUUUGUUAAUGCUGAACUUGAUGCACCAGUGUCGUCGCCACAACCACCGCCAUUAUCUCCAUCACCGUCGACGCCAGUAGCUCCGCCUCCGCCUCGGUCUCCAUCAACAGGAGGGAAGAAGAGCAACGAAGCACGAAUUAUCAUUAUAAUUGUCGUUCCAAUUGUGAGCAUUCUAAUACUUGUCAUCUGCGUCUGCAUCUUUCUAAGAGCGAGGAAGCCAAUGAAAGAAAUUGAAAGUGUGGAUGAAAUACAAAGUGAGCUGGAGUCUUUGCAAUUCGACUUCGGCACUGUUAGGGCUGCGACAAAUAACUUUUCGGAGGAAAAUAAGCUUGGUCAAGGUGGAUUUGGGGUUGUUUACAAGGGUACACUUUAUAACAGACAAGAUAUAGCUGUCAAAAGACUUUCUAAGGAUUCAGGACAAGGGGAUCUAGAAUUUAAAAAUGAAGUCUUGUUGGUGGCCAAGCUUCAACACCGGAAUUUAGUUAGGCUUCUUGGUUUCUGCUUGGAAGGAAAUGAAAGGCUUCUCAUCUAUGAGUUUGUGCCCAAUGCUAGCCUUGAUCAUUUCAUAUUUGAUCCAAUCAAGAGAGCAAAUCUCGAUUGGGACAAGCGUUACAACAUUAUUGGUGGCAUUGCUAGAGGACUUCUUUAUCUCCACGAAGAUUCUCGGCUACGAAUCAUACAUCGUGAUUUAAAAGCUAGCAAUAUUUUAUUGGAUGCAGAUAUGAAUCCAAAAAUUUCAGAUUUUGGCAUGGCUAGACUAGUUGUAAUGGACCAGACUCAGGGGAACACAAACAGAAUUGUAGGAACCUACGGGUAUAUGGCUCCAGAAUACGUAAUGCACGGACAAUUCUCAGUUAAAUCAGACGUAUUUAGUUUUGGUGUGCUGCUUUUAGAAAUUGUAAAUGGUAAGAAAAAUAGUGACUUCCAAAAUGGGGAGAAUAUGGAACAUCUACUAAGCUAUGGAUGGAGAAAUUGGAGGGAAGGCACAUACGAAAAUCUUAUAGACCCCACUCUGAGAAAUGGUUCAAGAAAUGAAAUGAUGAGAUGCAUUCACAUUGGAUUACUUUGCGUUCAAGAAAAUGUAGCUGAUAGGCCUACAAUGGCAUCAAUAGUUCUCAUGCUAAAUAGCUACUCUGUUUCUUUACCAGUACCAUCACAACCAGCAUUUUAUAUGCACAGUGCCACUGAAUCUGAUAUCUCAUCUGCAUUGCAUUAUAGUUCAACAGUGACUAACUCCUCCCACUCCUACACCGAAACUCUUCCAUUCUCAAUAAACGAGGCUUCCAUUACUGAGUUAUAUCCUCGAUGAAGGCUGAGGAUGAUUAAUGGAAAUACUCUGAGGUCAUCAGAUGUUCGGCCGCCAAUUGUUCGUGCAUUUGGCCAAGCCAUUAGACUAUAUAAUGAGGUCCCUUCAUCCUUUUUCUCUUUUUCUUUUAAAUGACAAAACUUUGUCGCCAAUCGUUUUUUGUAUUUCGCCAAGUCAUUAGAACAUAUUCUAAUGCUCUUUCAUCAUUCUUUUGGGGUUAAAGACUGUAAAUUACAUGAUUAAAAAAAGCGGGUUAUAACCUAA
Molecule: messenger RNA, 2448 nt
Organism: Ricinus communis (castor bean)
Lineage: Eukaryota; Viridiplantae; Streptophyta; Magnoliopsida; Malpighiales; Euphorbiaceae
Product: cysteine-rich receptor-like protein kinase 10
Exons: 7
Coding region: 85-2187 (700 amino acids)
Biological process (GO): protein phosphorylation
Molecular function (GO): ATP binding; protein kinase activity
Source: RefSeq, a predicted model, not a curated record